ACUAGUAAUGCUAACCAGCUGUGUAGCAUAAGUUAGCUUCGCCGGGUUCGUUGCUGACAGCUACCUUGCGCUGUCACCUGUUAACUCUCACCUGUGAUUCAGUUACAGUCUACAGAGUUGAAUAACAGUCACCGUGCUGUCUAUGUGUUUCUAUUCUGUUAAAAUAUCAAGCUGAUGAGGAGCUAAAAUGAGAGAAGGAGUCUGUGCUGUCUGACUCAGAUCUCGUGUAGACAUGGAGAAGCCCUGGAGGCUGUGGGGGGCGGUGGAGCGGUGCACCCUGACUCUGGCCUCCUGGUCCUGGGGUGCUUGUCGAGUCUCCCUUUUGGCCCUCAUCCUCACCUUCCACCUGUACGGAGGAUUCUUCCUCCUAGCUCUGAUCCUAGCCUCUGUGGCCGGCAUCCUCUACAAAUUCCAGGAUGUGCUCCUUUACUUCCCCGAUCAGCCCUCCUCCUCUCGCCUUUAUGUUCCCAUGCCAACAGGAAUCCCACAUGAGAAUGUUUACAUCCGCACUAAGGACGGUGUGAAGCUCAACCUCAUCCUGCUGCGCUACACGGGAGGGGACAACCCCCCCGGAGUGGCCCCUGGCAAUCAAAGCAGCCCCACUUCCUCCUCUCCACCCACCAUCCUUUAUUUCCAUGGUAACGCAGGCAAUAUUGGUCACAGGGUGCCGAACGCCCUGCUGAUGCUGGUCAAUCUGAAAGCCAAUGUAGUGCUAGUCGACUACCGGGGUUAUGGAAAGAGUGAGGGGGAGCCUAGUGAGGACGGGCUGUACCUAGACGCAGAGGCGACACUGGACUAUGUCAUGACCCGUCCUGAUCUAGACAAGACAAAAGUGGUGCUAUUUGGCCGCUCACUGGGGGGCGCUGUUGCUGUACGCUUGGCAUCAGUCAACCCUCACCGUGUAGCAGCCAUUGUUGUCGAAAACACCUUCCUCAGCAUCCCCCAUAUGGCAGCCACACUCUUCUCCUUCCUGCCCAUGCGCUUACUGCCAUUGUGGUGCUACAGGAAUCAGUUUCUGUCCUACCGGCAGGUAGCGCUGUGCCGCAUGCCCUCACUGUUUGUGUCUGGCCUGUCAGACCAGCUCAUCCCACCAGUCAUGAUGAAACAACUGUAUGAGCUGUCUCCCGCGCGGACUAAGCGCCUGGCUAUCUUUCCAGAGGGCACACACAACGACACGUGGCAGUGCCAGGGCUACUUUGCUGCUUUGGAGCAGUUCAUGAAAGACCUGCUGAAAAGCCACGCCCAUGAGGAGAGCGCUCAGCCCACAUCUAGUGUCACUAUCAUCUGAUAAAUACAGUCAGGGACUGACAAGAGCAGGUCAUCAUAUGGUGGGGGGGGGGGGGGAGGUGGUGGCUGUUGUAGAAAUUAAAGGAAUGGACUCAAAUGAUUUUUUUGGAAAGAAUGUACAUUUUUUAUGCUUUUAUCUGGUUUCCUAUUUUAUUUCACUCUUUUUACCUCUCUGUAAAUGUAAUAUAUUGUUAUAAGGAUUUGACUAUUUCAAGAUUUUUAGAGAGGGUAACAAUGCCCUCACUGGUUCUUUUUGUGUUGCAGCUAUGAAUGCAUGUAUUUAUGACAUUUUAUGAAUGAAGCCGGAGCAUACAUGCCCACACUGCAAGACAUGGCACAACUACAAAAAAAAAGGCUCUUACUGGUCUACUGAAACAUAAUAAAAUCACUGAAACAACAGCUCAGAGAACAAUGAACAUAUAAGGAGCUUUCUUUAAUUUAAUGAAAUCUAAUGACUACUUUAAAUAAAAUACCACUUCUGAUAUAAAUAAAUGAGACCCUGAUAACAUGUAGAUCUUUGUGUUUAUAUUAACCUUUUUAACACAUUGCACUUUUUUGUUCGAUUAAUUCAAGUGGUCAGUUUUUCUGAUAUACUUUGACAAACAAAAUGUUUUUUUAUUUCUCUCCUUUUUUAGCCAGAGGUACUUGCAGCAGCUUGGCAUGUCAGGAAAUUGGACUUUGGACAAUUUGCUUUUACACUUGAACUGUUUUAGGGGACAAGAACCCCAACAGACAAACUUAUGGUCAGUAAGAGAACAGUGUCAUGAUAAGGAACCUCUGCUUAUGAAACAUACGCGCUUGAGUCUUGAUUUCCUUUGAAAAUGUCUGUUUCAAUGCGAUUCAAGAUAAGCUACAAGAUAUUCUCCCUGUAACGUUUUCUUUGUUCAAACACAGCUGGCACAUAGGAUUGUCUUUACUCUUUAAAUUGGCUCAAGUUGAUGCUGAACACUGUUGGCUCCUGCAGAAUCCAAAAUUGAUCUGUGUGUCGUUUGUAAUUAAAGGAUGGUGUCAGAUUACCCCCAAGUCUGUCUCAGUACAAACUAUAAAACAUGCUCCAUAUGUACACUGCAAGAGUUAUGGCUUGCUGUAAUCCUUACUGUCUGUACUGACUUUGAAGAGAUCUGUUUCAAUGUGACUCCACAGGGGAAGAUUAGGGACUGAAAUACAGAGUUCAGUUUAGAAAAGAAAAGUAUAUCAAACCUGAGCAGAAGCUCAAAUAAGGCUUUAGGAGUCAGAGCUCAUGUAGAAAAUUGCCACUUUGUUUUAAUUUUUCUCUACUCAGAACAUUAACGAAACACUGACUAAUCCCAAAAGAGGCAUGGACAGACUCUUUAAACCCUUUACUUCUAACUAUAAAAGAAGAAUUAAGAUUAAGAUGGUUUUCCCGGAUCUAUCUCAUCAUACUAGAAGAAAUGUGUCAAUGGUCAGUAUAGACAGGAGUGAUGCACAUUACUCUUUCAACAAAAACUUCCAUUCGAGCAGACUGUUUAAAAAUUGUCUUAAAAUCAGAAACCUACAUUUCAGAUCUAAAAAGAAGGUGUGAGAUCAUUUGGAUGAAAUCGGUAGUAUCAUCAGCGUUCUUCUAAUUGAUCAUUUGAUGAGUCUGUGGUCGAGUCUCAACCAUGUGUGUGUGGCAAAAUGGCUUUACUCAAUUGGAGGGCUUUUAAUGAGCUAAUUAACCUUUCCUGCAUGUCUUCCAGGGGGUGGAGCAGAGCCUGAUGACACCGUGGUCUGCUCUUGCUUUGCGAAUGCAGCAUGCUGCACUGCAGUGGUAUCAAAGCCAUUCAAAUACAGAUCUCUUUAGCCAUAUUUAAUACUGUUUGUGCAUAGUAUGCUGAAACAAAUGUCAAAGACAAAUCAGUUUGUGUCAUUACGAUAAGAACUUGAACAAUGGGCUGAAAGCCACAAUGAAUGUAAAGUGUGGUCCCUCGUACAGGUGUGCUUUAUAUGAAAUAUUACAUAGUAUUUUUUCCCUUUUUUUUGUGACUUUCAGACAUUUUUGUAUUAUAUCAAAUCCAUAGACUGCAUUUGACAUAAUUAUUCGCAGCCCGUCAUAUGUCAAUAGAGCACAUUUUGCAGUCAGACCAUGUGAAUAUACACUCAUUUUGUUACACACGUUUUGUUUGACACACCAUUGCUGUUAGUUUGAAUCUUUUGAUAUGAAGAAAAGGGUGUUGGAACUCAUCCUCGUUCACCUGAUUUUUGUUUGUUUUAGUAAAUAUCGUACUGCAAAAUGAAUCAUUAGUAGUGUUUUUUGAGUUUUAACCUAACCAGACGUAUUGAUACUGCCCGAAACCAUGUUCAUGAAAAGAAACAGAGUCAAACUGAAUGUCUUUUUUUUUCUACAAAGAAACAACAUUUUGCCUGGUUAUUGUGCUGAUGCACUUUGGAGCAUAUUUUAUAUGUUCAUAUGAUUGUGAAUAAAGUGGAGUGAGUGCCGUUGAAAGUG
Molecule: messenger RNA, 3736 nt
Organism: Labrus bergylta (ballan wrasse)
Lineage: Eukaryota; Metazoa; Chordata; Actinopteri; Labriformes; Labridae
Gene: abhd13
Product: abhydrolase domain containing 13
Cellular component (GO): membrane
Molecular function (GO): palmitoyl-(protein) hydrolase activity
Source: RefSeq, a predicted model, not a curated record